This is a messenger RNA of Oryza sativa Japonica Group (Japanese rice), 609 nucleotides long. RefSeq lists its product as uncharacterized. The record is from RefSeq and is a predicted model, not a curated record. NCBI's taxonomy places the organism in Eukaryota, Viridiplantae, Streptophyta, Magnoliopsida, Poales, Poaceae.
GGUCCUCUCUUUUUCCCCACAUCAACAUAGCCUCGAGCUCUUCCUCUCUCUCCUGCCAUGGCCGGCGUUGUCUACCACCAGCCGAUCUCCUCCUCCGUUGCUUCCCUUCCUAUUCCCUUUUACCAUAGGCUUUGCCUCACUCCGGUGAUUCCAUUUUUCCUAUUUCCCCUCUCCUUUAGCCACUUCCACAAGCCACCAACGGCACCACCAAAGCCGGCCGGAGCUGAGCUCUUGUUGCCGCUGUUCCAGCCAUCCUCUUUUCCCCCUAUGCUUUCCACCGACCUCCCCGGAUGCGCAGCGAGCGGGAACACGCUUGGCCGCCGCCGUCGAGGCCGUUCAACCACCGAAGCACCGGCGCCCUGUCCCUUUUCCUCUCUGUUGUUGCUCGGGAGAAGAAACAGAAGGAAGGAGAGGAACGGGAGGAAGAAGAGACAUAUGACAAACCGUACAGCAAGUUCUAUCGGCAUCCAAGGAGCUGACGUGGACCCAAAUGGCUACGCUGAAACCAUGGGAAAUCUUAAGGCGCAAGAUUCCGAUUCCUCCGACGCUCCGGUGUACUUCGACCAUGCUAUUGUUGUACCUUGUUUCUUUGUCAACUUGGGGUUCUAA